This is a messenger RNA of Cryptomeria japonica (Japanese cedar), 717 nucleotides long. Its product is annotated as nudix hydrolase 2-like. The record is from RefSeq and is a predicted model, not a curated record. Gene Ontology annotation, molecular function: ADP-ribose diphosphatase activity; NAD binding; NADH pyrophosphatase activity. The transcript has 5 exons. The coding region runs from base 1 to 717 and encodes 238 amino acids. NCBI's taxonomy places the organism in Eukaryota, Viridiplantae, Streptophyta, Pinopsida, Cupressales, Cupressaceae.
AUGGCAUUCCCAACAAACGUCGUUUCAUGUACCAGUGAUGAUGUCUUCAACAAUGUGGAUACAGUUUUGAAUGAGUCAUCUGCACAAGGAAGAUGUGAAUUGCUGAAAGCCCAGGAAGACAGAUAUGCAAAACGAUGCUACUCGUUUUGCGACUUCACUGAAAGCAUCACUUUCUCUAUGGGCGCGCCAGGUGAGUGCGUGUCGGCUGUGCAGGGGAAGAAGGGGGUGUGGAUUAAAGUUCCCACGGAACAGGCAAGACUUGUUCCCAUUGCGAUUGAUGCAGGGUUUUUGUACCACCGUGCAGAGCCUUCAUAUGUAAUGUUAGUGUAUUGGAUCCUUCAAACUCCUUCUACCAUCCCUGACAAUGCUUCACAUCAAGUGGGAAUCGCAGCUUUUCUAUUCAACGACAAAGGAGAGGUUCUAGUAGUUCAGGAAAAGUGCGGACUUUUCAAAAUUUCUGGGUUGUGGAAGAUGCCAACAGGAAGGACUAACCAGGGGGAAGGCAUUAAGGAAGGUGCCAUAGGAGAAGUUCAGGAAGAAACAGGGAUAAGUCGAAAUGUUGCAUUCGGGCUUUCGAAUAGUUAUCGGUCCAUGAACUACAGGGAUGGUCAGAAUGGCCUUUUUGGAAAAUCAGAUAUGCUCUUUGUCUGUAUGUUAAAGUCUACUUCUUGUAAUAUUGUUAAACUUAUACAAGAAACCGAAAUUUCAGCUGCCUAA